GAUUUUUAACAUUUUGAAGUCAGGCUGUAACACAACAAACUGUGGAAUAAGUCAAGGGAUAUGAAUAAUUUCUUAAGGCACUGUAACAUAAGCAGACAAACAGAUUAGGGGCAGAAGACAUUAAUUGAAAUUUGAUGCAAAUUGGAAAAAGUCCAAUGCUUUCACCAUUGACUGGAGGCUUUCAAGGAUAUUUUCGAUUUUACUGUAGAAUUCUCUUGUAGUGGUAUAAAUUAUGUGAUAGCUAAAAAGCAACUAAAUCGUGUGUCCCUUGUGACAUAAUGAGUUCUUAAAUUAAUAACAGGCGGUGUUCCGUGUGUUCUAUUUCUCAGAAUUCUUGUUCCAAACGGGAGAAUGGGGUCAUAAAAAGUGGCCUCUGUUCUGGGAAUAAUUUAGUAAAAAAUGUGGGGCGCACAUCGUAAUUCGGUCAUCUUAAAUGGUUGUAUAAAUUCGCCAGUUAACCAGAAGUGUUAUCAAUGCGCAGGGCCUCAAAAUGUAAAGCCUAACAAAUCGCAUUUUGUGACAUUGAAGACCCGCAGCUUUGUUGAUUGGAGCUGUUUGAAGGUAGGCCGCUUGGGCAGUUGGAGCGCAGUGCCCACCACCAACUCCAUGUCGACUUCGUUUAACUAAUUGGCAUAAAUGGCAGGUCCACAUUAUUAAUGAAUUCAUCUGGCUAUCAAUUGUCUGAUACAGUGAAUUAGAGAAAUAGAGGGACAAAGAGAGAAAAUGUAACCAGGCAACUGGAUCAAUAAUAAAUCAACUUUAAUGCAUGGAAAACUAUGGGAUGGAUUCAAUCCGUAUUACUGUAGAUCCGUAAUUUCUGAUUGAGCCGACAUGUGCAGCGUGUACCAUGAAUGCAGUCUCUGCGACUGCGGGACCAUUGCCUUUAAUUGUCAAUCGCGCUAAAAAGCGGAUAUUCAGUGCUACGGAAUGAAUAGAGCCCAUACUUUCUUCCAAGGUUUCAGAGCUCUCAUGUUGUUGUUGUUUUUUUCAGCCUGUCUACAUACCUUUGAAGUGCAUUACAGUUGAAAUUGUCACCAAACCCUUGGACAGUAAAUGGUGAGAAAGGUGUCCCAUGAUCACCAUGAUUACAUGUAUGAAUCACGAUUGAUGUGUCUUCUGCAACUUAUUUAGGUGAGCUGAACUUGUGUAAACUGUGGGCUAUUUAGGUGUGACUCAGCCAACAACACUGCAAUGUAUUUCAUUUCCAUCAUCUCUAGUGAGGAAGGAGUAAGGAGCGGAAAUGAAAAGGGGCACAAAGAGUCAGCGACCUCGGUGACAUGUGAGAAUGAGGACAUGGAUGAAGGGUUUACAGGGACUCUGCUACCUGCGAGAGAUGCUCCUUCGUGGAUGUGGGAGGGCUUCUCCAUAGAUGACUACAACCCAAAACCCCAACCCCAAGGUCCCCAACCAAAGAUCAUCACACCCAAACUGAAGGAAGAUAAGAGAUGCCUACCCAAAGUGACCGUGCCGCAGCCUUUCAAGAUGACCCUGCGUGAGGAGAGCGAGGGGCAGAAGCAGAGGCAGCUUAGGAAGGCCUGGGAGGAGACUGCCAACAAGCCCACAGCCACGCUGCCUCGAUUCAAAGCGAACCCUGUUCCCAAGAGCAACCAGUUGCCCUUGUAUGAUAAGAUCGUAGAGGAGUGUGAGAGGCAGAGAAAGGUUCUCUAUGAGAAACGGAGAGAUCUCAUGCUGGUCAUGCAACAGCCCUUUAACUUGGGGUCAAAGGUUGCACAUGGUUCUGCCAAGAGGAUGGCUGUAGCUGAGGGUGAUGGAGAUGGAACAGCAGCCAAGGAGGGAGACGAGGGACCAAAGCCGGAGAGUUCAGUUCCUGUCCGCUCCUAUAAGGACAUACUGAAAAGAUGUGCCCAGCUGGCUACUCGUCAUCCCCCUCCAACCAGAGUGGAGAAGAAGCUCACUUUCCAACCCGUUAUCAACCGGACUAUACCCGACUUUGGGAGGUUGCACCACAGGUUUGAGGACCGUCUCAGGAGUGUCAGACAGGGAAUGCAUUCCACUGUGCCACAGCCUUUUAGUUUCCAGGUGAACGCUGGAGGGGAUCAGACUGUCAGUACGUCUCAGGAAACUCAAAAGCAUGGCAAGAAGGACCCAUGCCCCUUGGUGAAGUGGGAGCUAGCUAGAAUUCUGGCCAGCUCACAAAGACUUACCAAGUCUGCACUGCUACGAGAGGAGGCUGCAAAGAAGAGACUAGUAACGAGAGAGAAGAGACUGAGAGCAGAGCAGCAGAAGUCAGUAGCUGGCUGUAGUCUUCAGAAAGAAGUGGCCAAGUGGCUCAACGCCCAGAAACAGCGCAGUACUGCCAGGGCACAGCGGCAACAACAGAACUACAGGUAUACCUCUUAAGACCAUGGAGGGGAGCUCUCAGAAUAUUACUACUCAGCCCUCCCUUUGUGUAACUUAGGAAGGAGAUGAAGGUGCGUAGUGCUGAGUAUCAAUCUGAGCUGGCAGACAUGAUGGAGAGAGUGAACAGUAGACCACUGCUGCUCCAGCGUCACUGGCAGGUCAGAGUUUAGCGUAGAGUUGCAACUCAGCUGAUAUCCCUCUUUUACCAGUACACACUAUUCAGCCACAGUGAAGUAUUUCUAAGGUCGGGUGCCUACAACCAUAGCAGCGGGAAGUAGCCCCCUGAAAAAUCAUCAUAAUAAAAUAUAUAUUAAUAAAAAAUAACAUCUUCACAAAAGUAGCGCACUAGGCCUUUACUAGUCCUGUAUUAGCUGACCGACAUAGCUGUCUGUAGCAUCCCCCCCAAACUACUUCUCGCGGCUAUGCCUCCCUCCACAAAGGGAGGGCCUGAUCUCCGGAAGUGGGGAUAACAUCAUAGGGUAAUUGUGUUGUGUCCUGUCCAAAGACCCGGAGAGAGGCAGACAAGCGUUUCUCCCUGAUCCUGGAGCGGGCUGGGCUGGAUGAAGCUCUGCUGUGGAGCAAGGCUAUGCUCCAGGAACAGGGCCAGCGUUUACAGCUGGAGGCCACAGAGGAAGCCUAGGAGGGCACUGAUACUGAUCUCCAUGAGGAGCUUGCAGACUCCUCUGAGGGACGAACCCUGACAAAGACAUGUUUUUACUAGUGUAUUAAAUUACAAGUGUUUGAUCACA
Molecule: messenger RNA, 3110 nt
Organism: Oncorhynchus nerka (sockeye salmon)
Lineage: Eukaryota; Metazoa; Chordata; Actinopteri; Salmoniformes; Salmonidae
Product: protein FAM161A-like
Exons: 2
Coding region: 1192-2361 (389 amino acids)
Biological process (GO): cilium organization
Cellular component (GO): cilium; ciliary basal body; photoreceptor connecting cilium
Source: RefSeq, a predicted model, not a curated record